This is a messenger RNA of Eriocheir sinensis (Chinese mitten crab), 5568 nucleotides long. RefSeq lists its product as uncharacterized. NCBI's taxonomy places the organism in Eukaryota, Metazoa, Arthropoda, Malacostraca, Decapoda, Varunidae. Gene Ontology annotation, cellular component: membrane. Gene Ontology annotation, molecular function: G protein-coupled receptor activity. The record is from RefSeq and is a predicted model, not a curated record. Gene Ontology annotation, biological process: adenylate cyclase-activating G protein-coupled receptor signaling pathway; cell surface receptor signaling pathway. Bases 920 to 4111 code for a protein of 1063 amino acids. The transcript has 22 exons.
GUCGUCCAUGGCGUGGUGAAAGCUUUGCCUGCACGCUAACCACUCAGCCACCGCAAUCUGGAAGUGUUGUUAGAUUUCUGCCAUAAAGAACUGACUGACUGAAUUUUGGACCAUCUAUAUAUAGUUCCACAGCCGUCUAAGGGUUAAUUUAGUUAGUUAGUUUAGCUAGCAUGUCUUAAGCACCCUAGUCUACACCAAAGCCUUAUUUCUGUAUAAUGAUAUCUAGGCAAGUUUUAGGAGGGUGAGUGAUCAAUAACUGCAUCUGCCUCCAUCAAGGGUUGGUUUGAUCAUUUUAGAAAGCAGGCAGACAUCCAUAACAUCAGGAGCACAGGUGAGUGGACCACUUCUUCAAGCACAUGAGAAGUCUACGUACUUGAGAUAAAUGUUUUUUUUUCAAUAACCUGCCUGGAAAUUAAACCCUAGUCCCCAAGAUACAAGAUUAACCCUAGUCCCCAAGAUGCAAGAUAAACCCUAGUCCCCAAGAUGCAAGAUUAACCCUAGUCCCCAAGAUGCAAGAUUAACCCUAGUCCCCAAGAUGCAAGAUUAACCCUAGUCCCCAAGAUGCAAGAUUAACCCUAGUCCCCAAGAUGCAAGAUUAACCCUAGUCCCCAAGAUGCAAGAUGAACCCUAGUCCCCAAGAUGCAAGAUAAACCCUAGUCCCCAAGAUGCAAGAUAAACCCUAGUCCCCAAGAUGCAAGAUUAACCCUAGUCCCCAAGAUGCAAGAUAAACCCUAGUCCCCAAGAUACAAGAUUGACUCUCUAGCGUCAUGCCAAAGGGUGCUCCAUGGCUUAAGGCUUUUCGAGUUCUUAUUUGCAUCUCGUGUCAUUUACAUUUGCAUUAGAUGUCUUUCCUUAUCACAGUUAGUUGAAUUUCUUUGUGCUUGAUUAUUUUAAGUUACUCCUUUUCACAUUUCCAGGGAUGAUGAAGCCAAACCCCCUUCGAGUGACACGAGGCAUCCGUUUCCUGGCCCAUCAGGGAAAAACUACAACAGAGGGAAGGAUGUCCAAUGCUCGUCACCUCUGCUUUAGCUGGAUCUGCAUCAGGACAGCAUCAGGACUGGCAUCAACAGGAGCAUCACACUGUCAUCACUUUUGGAGCCACCACCACCAUGUUCUACAGCAAUUGCCCAAACACACAAACACACACACAUUCAUUUAUGGACUGUAUUGUAAAUCCUGUGCUCUUGGGCUCAGUGACCCCAACCCGCCCACCACCCUAGCGCCUGCCACCAUGCCACCCGUUGAUGUAUACACCCAGCGUUACGAAGACACUGCCACUCAGAACUUCAAGGACCUAAGCGAAAUACCUCUGGCUAACAACGUCACAAAUCCCCUGCAGAUUGUUGCUGGGCCCUUGGGCUUUGGGAAUGCAGUGCAGCUAGAUAUGAACCAAGAGCAGUGCCUCAGCAUCGUAGACACAGAGGAGACAAAGAGUGGCUUGUAUGACCCGGCCAGUGCCACGGCAGGUUUCAGUGUCAGCUUGUGGAUGAAGGCGUUCUACACAGAGGAGAAGUUCCUCAACACACGUCUAUCCCAGAACUACCCUCGAGAGUACAUCAUCUCCACAGGAGGAGAUACAGUUGGGCACCCUGGUGUGGCCAUCUACCAACAUGGGGUCUUCCUGCAUGGAGUAGUUAGCACUGGGACGGAGUACUGGGAGGCUAGCGUGCCAGGAGCCGUGCCUCAUGAUAAGUGGACGAAUGUGGGCCUGAGAUGGGCGGCUUCAAUUGGAGUGGAGCUAUUGAUCAACAGCGGCAUCCAGGGCCACACCAAGUACCCAGUCAGUGUGGAGGCCUCCAGUGACCCUGUUGUGUUGGAGACCACUAUCGGGUGUCGUAGGAACCCUGACCCUGCAGCUACGAUCCGCUACGACGGUUAUUCAACUGUUAAGCUGGAUGAGUACAGCACAUGGGACCACUACUUGGAGGGGAACAACUCCAUAUACUUCCUGGGAGGCUAUGUUGGUGAACCCUCGUACUUCACGCCGGAGGUCUUCUCAAGGCUUCUACAGGACACGGACUUGAGUGACCCUGAGCAGCGAGAGGUGGCAGCAGACGUAUUGACAGCCUUCCUUCUGGACGCUGAGGGGACAAGUGAGAAUGAAGAGAUGGUUGAGGAGGUGGCAGCAGGAGGAAAUGCAAGCAGUAACAGCAACAACACUGCCAACACCACUGCUAAUGAUAGUGAUGCAGCUGAAACCAAGGAGUUUCAGGACAUGGCAAAGUUGGUACUCAAACUCAGUGACCCGAGUGGCCUCCGUGCCAUUCAGACAGAGGAGCAAACCCGUAGAUCUCUGAACAUACUCUCGGCUGCUUGCACGUUAAUAAAACACAAACGAAUGGAGGAGUGGAAGAAGUUUGCUGCACAGGAGGAUGGCAGGACCCUCAUGGAAUUUGUGAGGCACCUGGAGCAGUUUACUUUGGCCAGCGCCCUCGCCCAUGCUCGCAGCGAUUCCCCGACCUCUCCCAUUGCUGCCACCUUGGACUGUGUCAAUGUACAAUUGGAUACCCAGAAGGUGGACCAAUUCCGGGAGCCCAGCCAAGAUCUAUUCACACCCAUGUAUAAGGGCAACGCUCGCCUCCUAGAAGAAUGGGACUACAGGAUUGACCGAGUGGAAGUCCCACGAGAUCUAUUCACGGACCCGCGAUGCCAGGACAGGUUUGUGGCGAUCGUGUCUCAGGUGUACAAGAAUCUUCACAAGCUUCAGGACCAUCCACUGCCCCUGAAGGCUGGACGCCUAAACACAAAAGUCGAUAACUUCAUAGACUCCCGUAUUAUCAGUCUGAAAGUUGGCGCUACUCAGGUUCGGAAGCGCUCAGGUACAGUUGACCCAGAAACGCCCCCCUGCAAACCCAGCCCACUCAAGUCAAAGAUGAAGCCACGCCUGACACACGAGACUAACUUGAAGCCCCUGCGACGCCUCCUCUUCCAUGCCAACCUGACCAAUACAGAGCUGGAGGGGAGGAGGUGUGUGUGGUUCAACCCUGAGGAGGGGGAUAAUGGGGCGUGGCAGGGGGAGGGCUGUCGGGUGUGGCAAGUCGGAGAGGACUUCACCAAAUGCAUGUGUCGGCAAGAGGGCAUGUACGCUGUGAUUGGGCAGAUGGUGGAGAACAAGGUCGUGCCAGCUGACCCUCAGUGGUUGGUGAUCAUACGCUAUCUAUUGUAUGGUGUGUCUGCCGUCUGCCUCCUCGUCUUCAUCCUGGUGGUGGCCUUUACUGGGGACCUGAAGGAGCAGUUCCACCUGAUGGGUCUGUGUCUGGCGGCAUGUCUUCUUGGUGGCAGCAUCUUCAUGGUGGUGAGUGACAUGGAGGACAUAAGGACAGACCGCCACUCCUGCGCAGCCAUCGGUACUCUCCUCCAUGCCUGCUACCUUGGGGCAGGGGCGUGGAUAGCCAUGAUUGGCCAUGCCUCCUUUAAGUGCGUCACUGUAGGCAUUGUUGGCGGCAGGAUGAAGCAGUAUGGAUACCUGGCCGCAGGGGUGACGCUCGUGUCAGUGGGCUGCACGUACACCUUCUUCCUUAAUGACCUCGGCAAUGACCCGCGCUGCUUCAUCUCCUGGUACAACUCCCCCAAGGAAGUGUUCUUUGCGCCCCAGGUUGUCUUCUGUGGCGUGGCUCUCUUCUGCGCCAUUGUGGUUGUUGUCAAUCUCCACACAGCUGCCUUCAAGAACAAGCCUACACUGGAUGAUUACCGCUCGUUCAGCCGCGGAGCCUCCCUGCUCAUCGUGUACUUCAGCCUCACCUGGAGCCUGGCUAUCGUCACCUACCUGCACCUGGACCUCUAUAUCAACUUCUACCCAGUGUUCCAGAUCCUCAAUGCCCUAAGUGGCGUGGUGCUGCUCCUGUGUUUGGGCGUGUGCUCCUCGCGAUUCAGGAUGGUGUUUACGGGACAGGCCAAACUCAGGAGGGAGAAGCUGCUUCAGUACAUGAGGCGCAAUGAUGAGGGGGUGCAGCAGAACAAGGUCCUCCUCUCCCCUUCCGUCGCCCCUUCCCCCCGCCCAUCUGGCCGACCACGCUCCGUCACUCCAGCCGCCCUCUCCCCUUCCCGCCCUCCGUCCUCCAAUCUUGAAGUUCCGGAUGCCCGCCCCAGAUCUGGCUUCUCCUUCAAGUAGAUGGUCAUCGUUCCCCUUUCUCCUCUUCAGUCCAUAGAGCUAAGGCUGUAGAGCAACUGUGGCAACAUGGAGUGAAAAGAGAUGGGGACGUAGAUGCACUUAUGAUGUUGUAGUUUGUGUGGUAAAUUUAAACACUGUGUUUGUAAGAAUUGUGUAAGUCAACCCUUCCCCAGUUAACCCGUCUGCUGCGAUUGGCACGGAUUUUGCCUUCACUGGUAGCCUGGUAACAUACACUCCCAGGUCUUUCUCUGCCUCUGUGGUGGAUAGUAGAGUGUUUCCCAUGUGGUAUUGGUAUGCUAGAUAUCCCCUCCCAAGGUGCAUGACUUUACAUUUUUCUUCAUUGAAUUGUAGCAGCCACUUUUUGUUCCAUUCCUGUAGCUUGGUGAUGUCUUCUUGUAGGAAAUCCACAGUCAAGGGGUUAAAUUAAGGUGGUGAAUACAUUUAUAGAUGGUAGUGUGUAGUCUUUUGAUGCUUGUGCAAACAUUGUGAUAUAAACAUACAUGCACAUGUCACACAUACAGGAGGUCGCUGUUUGUGGAUUUGCCGGCAAUAUGCACACAGGGUCCUGUGGGAGGUGACUUUUGAGACAUUUUUAUUUUUUAUUUUUUUUAUUUAACCAGGCAGCGGCAACGGGCCAAAUUUUUGGCUUUACCAUGUACCAGCGACGGGCCAAAUUUUUGCCAUGAUAUAAACCCCCCAAAAUAGAUGAUGCAUAAACUGAUCACAAAUGUGUUGAUAUAUAUUAUGAUAUGGUUUAUGUGAGCGAUGAUUUUUUCUCAUUAUUCUCGCUUAGAGCUACUGGGUCAAACAUAACCCCAUACAAAGAGGCUCAAAGUUCCAUGUUGUAUGUGUAACUAUUCCUGCAUCACCCUGUAGGUUUUAAAGUUCCCUCAUAGAGUAGUGGUGUGUUACUUUAGAAAGCUGUGUUCUGCUGUAGUACUUUGUGUUGUAUAAAAUAUAAAUGUAGUGAGUUUAUCUUUGGCCUAAUGGUGUUCCUUUUUGACGUAGUGGGUUUCCUCCUUGCCUCUCUGUAUAUUUAUGCUUCUUAGUGUUACUUUUUAAUCCAUCUGCUGCAAUUGGCACGGAUUUCGCCUUCACUGGUAGCCUGGUAACAUAUACUCUCAGGUCUUUCGCUGCCUCUGUGGUGGAUAGUGGAGUGUUUACCAUGUGGUAUUAGUAUGUUGGAUAUCCCCUCCUAAGGUGCAGGACUUUACAUUUUUCUUCAUUGAAUUGUAGCAGCCACUUUUUGUUCCAUUCCUGUAGCUUGGUGAUGUCUUCUUGUAGUCAAGGGGUUGAUAGUGAAUGUUUUUGUAGUUACUCUGAAUUAGCAAAUCUUCAUUUAACACUAUAUCAGUUUUUUCCUGUAUUCUCUGAAGAUUUCUUAUGUCACUGUAGACUAACAUUUGUUCUCGUAGGCUGCCGGAUGUUUGCCUCAAUAAUAACUAUGAAAGCCUGAA